Messenger RNA from Drosophila grimshawi, 1913 nucleotides. RefSeq names its product transmembrane protein 87A. The transcript is spliced from 10 exons. Gene Ontology annotation, cellular component: Golgi apparatus; membrane. Gene Ontology annotation, biological process: retrograde transport, endosome to Golgi. The record is from RefSeq and is a predicted model, not a curated record. The coding region runs from base 25 to 1605 and encodes 526 amino acids. NCBI's taxonomy places the organism in Eukaryota, Metazoa, Arthropoda, Insecta, Diptera, Drosophilidae.
AGUGAUUUCCGUGACGUAUUCAUAAUGUCGACACAUUUUACAGUUGCGUUGGCGUUUAUUUCACUUUUUGCCACUCUGGCGGCCGGCAAAUCAGAUCCUGGCAUCAUAGACAUUGUUAUAGAUCAAGAUCAGCAUUCGAUUAUCGAGCAGCGUCCGCUGCUGGCCAAAACAAAGAUCUACAUUAAACUUGAGUGCACGUCUGAGACGGAAGUUCCGCUUACCAUCAACUUUAAGCUGACCAAACAUCCAUGCCUCUACGAGGGACGUUUUCUGCUCAGCGACAAUCCGAAUCUGCUGCAAAAUGCUAGUCAACUCAUUAAAUCAACGGUUAGCAAUGCCACAUGUACGCAUCUCGUUGUCCUGCAGGACAACACUGAGCAGCCAAAGGAUGUGCAUCCCUUGAAGCAGAGCCAGAAUCCGCUUUCGGCGAUACCCAAAGCGAUUGCUAAUAUUGAUGAGGAUGGCAUCUAUGAGCUGGAACUGACCAUACUUACGUACAUAACAGCGACGUCUCCGCCCGCCUUUCGGGCAACGGUACACAUUGAAUUUCUGGGACCGCAUGGCUAUAUAUCGGCUAUAGAUUGGCCAUUCUUGCCGUUCUAUUUGACCAUGUGCGUUGUCUAUGUGAUUUUUGGUAUAAUUUGGCUAUUUGUAUCGUUUGCCCAAUGGCGCGAUUUGUUGCGCAUACAAUUCUGGAUCGGCGGCGUCAUAUUGCUGGGCAUGCUCGAGAAGGCCUUCUUCUAUGCCGAGUAUCAUACGGUGGCCAAUACGGGCUAUCCGGUUCAGCAUGCCGAACUCGUUGCUGAAUUUGUAUCGUGUGCCAAGCGUACUCUGGCCCGCAUGCUGGUCAUCAUCAUGAGCCUGGGCUUUGGCAUUGUCAAGCCUCGCUUGGGACCCAUGCUGCAUCGCGUUGUGGGCGUGGGCGCUUUAUACUUUUUGUUGGCCUGCGUGGAGAGCUAUUUGCGCAUUACCAAGGAUAAGAGUGAUCGCAGUGAGCUGCUGGUGGCCACCAUUCCAUUGGCCGUCCUCGAUACGGGCAUUUGUUGGGGCAUUUUCACGUCGCUGGUGCAAACCACACGCACGUUGCGUCUGCGCAGAAAUAUGGUUAAGCUAUCGCUGUAUCGACAUUUUACCAAUACGCUGAUAUUCGCCGUCAUCGCUUCCGUAAUCUUCAUGUUGUUUGCGUUGCGUUUGCGUAGAACCGAAAACUGCACGCCCGGCUGGCGCGACAUCUGGUUGGACACGGCUUUCUGGCAUAUAUUGUUCUCUGUGUUGCUGCUGGUCAUUAUGAUACUGUGGCGGCCCACAAACAACAAUCAGCGUUAUGCGUUUACGCCACUCCUGGAUGCGCCCGAGGAUGAGGACGAUGAGGAUGAGGAGGAACAGUUCGUGGCGGAUGCGUAUGGCAUUAAAAUGCGCGGUGCACAUCAAAAUGGCACCGCACGACCACCAGCGAAUGCGCGUGGGGCAACCACAACGGAAGAGGAUGAUUUGCGUUGGGUGGAGGAGAAUAUACCAUCGGCGAUGGGUGAUCCAGCGCUGCCAGUGCUCGAUUCUGACGAGGAGAUCAUCAAUACCAAGUUUGAAGUCUCCAAAAUGCAAUAAGCUGCUGGCCUCGGUGGCGGUGUACCUAAGAGACUUUCACAUUACUGUGUUGCACACUAUUAUUUAUAACUGAAUUAUUGAACGCACUAAUUGUCGGCAGAAGGGCAUUAAUUGCUGGACAACUCUUCUACUGCAUCUCCCUCAUUCUGUCUCUUAAAUGCUAUCCAUAUAUGUUUAUCGCUUACAUCCACGUCCACGUCCAAUCAGUCAGUAAAAACGCGAUUUUCAAACAGCCCAUGUAAAAUAUUGUAUGUAAUCGUAAACUAUUUUAAUUUUCGACCUCCUAAAUAAAUCUAAUUUAUUUGUAA